AUGGUCCGCCUGCGGGAGAUCCCCCGGACGGCCACCUUUGCCUGGUCUCCUGGCGCCGCGCCGCCGCUGCUCGCCACCGGUACCAGGGCCGGCGCUGUCGACGCAGACUUCUCCAAUGAGACACAGCUGGAGCUAUGGGACCUUGCUCUCAACUCUUCCGAGCAGCCCGUCGAGCUCCAGCCCGCCGCCAGCAUAAGUCUGGAUUCGAGGUUCCACGACAUUGCCUGGAGCCAGCCCGAUGAAUCUCGCCCAAGGGGUAUAAUAGCAGGAGCUCUGGAGAGUGGAAACCUGGAUCUCUGGGAUGCGCAGAAGCUUUUGGAUGGUUCCAGCGACUCGGCCUUCCUGUCCCGCAUCUCGAAGCACACCGGCGCCAUCAAGGCCCUCCAGUUCAACCCCUUCAAGCCCGAGCUGCUCGCCACUGCCGGCGCAAAAGGCGAGCUUUACAUCCACGACAUCAACAGUGACAGCCCCUUCCGCCUCGGCAAUACCGCCGCCCGCGCCGACGAUUUCGAGGCUCUUGACUGGAACAAGAAGGUUCCUUACAUCCUGGCUACCGGCAGCAGUGGAGGCUUCGUGACUGUGUGGGAUCUGAAGACAAAGAAGGAGAACUUGACCUUGAACAACUACGGAAGGAAGGCUGUCAGCGCCGUGGCAUGGGACCCCGAUGUUCCUACGCGCCUGAUCACUGCGGUGCCCAACGACCAGGACCCUCUGAUCCUUAUGUGGGAUCUAAGGAACUCCAAUGCCCCCGAGCGCGUCCUCAAGGCCCACGACCAGGGCGUGCUGUCCCUGUCUUGGUGCAACCAAGAUAGUGACUUGCUUCUGUCGUGCGGCAAGGAUAACCGGACCAUCUGCUGGAACCCCCGCACUGGCCAGCCCUUCGGCGAGUUCCCCGUCGUCACCAACUGGACCUUCCAAACCAAGUUUCAUCCUCACAAUCCGGAUCUCCUCGCAACUGCCUCGUUUGACGGCCGGAUUGCUGUCCAGACGCUGCAAAACACGAAGCAAGAUGCAGACGCUGCUGCUGCCGCGGUAGCUCCCCUCGACGGCGAGGAUUUCUUUGCGAGAGCGCAGACCCAGCCUCAAGUGUCGACAUUCUCGCUUCCCCACCCCCCCAAGUGGAUGCGGAGGCCUGUUGGCGUUUCCUUUGGAUUUGGUGGGAAAUUGAUUAAGCUCGGGCACGACGCUGCGACCAAGAACUCUAAGAUUAGCAUUUCUACCUUUGCUGUUGAUCCCGCGGUUGGUGAGGCGACGCAGAAGUUCGAGGAGUCCCUGCAGAAGGGUGAUUUGGCAAGCAUUUGCGAGUCAAAGGUUACCGAGGCUAGGACCGAGGAGGAGAAGGCGGACUGGACGGUCAUCGAGACUUUGAUUUCUGGCAAGGCUCGCUCUAAGCUCGUGGAUUACCUAGGCUUCGGGAAGACGCCAAGCACGGAGCCAGCGGAGGAGGAGAAAAAGGAGGUCCAGACAAACGGCACGACGGAAGGCGACGAGGCGUCUUUCUUCGACAAGGCUGGUGACAGCGACGAUUUCCUGUCCAACUUGGCUGCGACGAAGGGUGUUAAAACCAACAAUCCGUUCAAGAUUUACACUGGCGAGGAGUCGGAUGCUGACAAGGACAUCACGAACGCGCUCAUGCUCGGCAAGUUCGAGCAAGCUUUGGAUGUCUGCUUGAAGGAGGACCGUCUGUCGGAUGCAUUCAUGAUCGCCAUCUGUGGUGGCCAGAAGUGCAUUGACAAGGCUCAGGCGGCCUACUUCAAGAAGAAGGCGGACGGCCCGAACUAUCUUCGUCUGCUCGCCUCUGUUGUUGGCAAGAACCUUUGGGACGUUGUCUACAAUGCGGAUCUCGGAAACUGGAAGGAGGUGAUGGCAACUCUUUGCACUUACGCGGAUGAGUCCGAGUUUCCUGACCUUUGCGAGGCUCUUGGUGAUCGUCUGGAGGAAUCCAUCGAAGAGGGAUCUGAUUUAGGGAGCCUUAGGAAGGAUGCCUCUUUCUGCUACUUGGCUGGAUCCAAGCUGGAGAAGGUUGUGGGCAACUGGGCUCAGGAGCUUCAGGAGAGCGAGGACGCUAGCAUUGAGCAGAAGGAGGGCGACAACGCUUUCUCGAUCCACGUACAGUCACUGCAGAACUUCAUCGAGAAGGUCACCAUUUUCAGGGAGGUUACCAAGUUCCAAGAUUCGGAGCGCUCUAAGACGGAUGACUGGAAGCUUGCCCCGCUUUACGCCAAGUACGCGGAGUACGCCGACGUUGUUGCCUCGCAUGGCCAGCUAAGCAUUGCUGAGAAGUACCUGGACCUCCUCCCCGAUCAAUACCCGGCUGCGGACGUUGCCCGGAGUCGUGUCAAGCAAGCUACCCGCAAGGUUGCUGCUGCUCAGCCCGCCCACCAGCGAACAGCCACCACUGCGUCGGCAACGCAGAGAGGACAGCGUGUGGUUCCUGCUUAUAACCCUGUGGCUGCUGCUACCCCGACGCCUAUAGCCAACGCGUAUGCCCCGACGGCUGCGGCUAAUGCGUACGCCCCAGCAGGCGUUGCCGCCCCACCGCAACCUAUCUCCCAGUAUGCACCUCCUGGUGCCGCCACCAAGGCAUACACCCCUACUGGUUACCAGCCUCCUCAGGCUAGCAUUCCUAAGCCAAACCCUUAUGCUGGAUAUGGCGGUUACCAGCCUGCGCAAGCGGCUGGCAUCGCUCCCCCUCCUCGCAACUUUACUUCGUCCCCAGCCGCUCCUCCCCCAUCCCAGGCUGCCAAUGCGGGCCAAUGGAACGAUCUGCCUGAGGAUUUCGCGAAACCCAAGCCGCCAACUUCUCGUCGUGGAACCCCAGGUGUUGCCGGCGCCAUCAGUUCCCCGUUCCCCGGCGGAGUCAUGUCUCCCCCGCCUGGGACUUCUCACUUCAUGCAGCAACAGAAGGCAACCCCGCCGCCUCCCCCUAAGGGCCCUCCGCAGGGACCUCCUCGUGUCACUUCUCCCCUGGCUGGCGCGAACUCUCCCACUGCUGCCGGCUUUGACGCAUCGAGAAGAUCGUCGGCGGCUGCAAACGCCUACGCUCCUCCCCAGCCUACCCAGCAAUUUGCCCCGCCUCAAGCCACUCUCCCCCGUGGCCCUUCCCCUUACAACCCUCCUCCGACAACUGCGCCACCUACCAACCGUUAUGCCCCGGCUCCCAACGCUCAGCCUACACCGCCUCCUCAAAUGGCUGCGCCACCCAGGCAGGUUGCCCCCAACCCUUACGCACCUCAGCCGUCGUUCGGUGCGCCGUCGCCGGCCCAGACUCCUAUCGCUCCUCCGCCAGGAACCACGCAGGCGUAUGCUAUGCCACCGUCUUCUGGUCCCCCUCAAGGACCGCCACGUGCUGGUCCGCCUCCGGGCGGUCCUCCCAGGGCUGGACCUCCGCCGGGUGGCCCUGUGCCUGACUCAAGGCCGGACACUGCGCAGUCUAACCCCACCCCUCCUGCUCCCCCGCCGAAGGCUCAGUACCCCGCUGGUGACCGCACGCACAUCCCGGACACCGCAAAGCCCAUCUUCGAGAUUCUCAGCUCGGACAUGGCACGUGUCAAGUCGCGGGCGCCGCAGAACUUCAUGCCUCAGGUUAUCGACACUGAGAAGCGGCUGAACAUCCUAUUCGACCACCUCAACAACGAAGACUUGCUCAAGCCCGACACGGUAGAUGAGAUGGUCCAGCUGUCGCAGCACAUCGCGAACCGCAGCUACGACGAUGCUCAAGCCCUCUUCACGGGACUGAUGAAGAACAAGAAUGAUGAGGGUAGCAACUGGAUGGUUGGUGUUAAGCGCUUGAUUCAGAUGAGCAGGGCCACGCCUGCUUAA
This is a messenger RNA of Diplodia corticola, 3822 nucleotides long. Its product is annotated as protein transport protein. The coding region runs from base 1 to 3822 and encodes 1273 amino acids. The record is from RefSeq and is a predicted model, not a curated record. Gene Ontology annotation, cellular component: COPII vesicle coat; endoplasmic reticulum exit site. NCBI's taxonomy places the organism in Eukaryota, Fungi, Ascomycota, Dothideomycetes, Botryosphaeriales, Botryosphaeriaceae. Gene Ontology annotation, biological process: intracellular protein transport; endoplasmic reticulum to Golgi vesicle-mediated transport; COPII-coated vesicle cargo loading. The transcript has 5 exons. Gene Ontology annotation, molecular function: structural molecule activity; protein binding.